Molecule: messenger RNA, 804 nt
Organism: Macrosteles quadrilineatus (aster leafhopper)
Lineage: Eukaryota; Metazoa; Arthropoda; Insecta; Hemiptera; Cicadellidae
Product: apolipoprotein D-like
Exons: 6
Coding region: 104-712 (202 amino acids)
Molecular function (GO): pigment binding
Source: RefSeq, a predicted model, not a curated record
GUAUCAAAUAGAUAAGAAGAAUAAGUGCUUCAAAUAAGUGGCAAGUCACACAAGUAAAGAGGCGUCCAAGUUUUUCAAUCACUGUUUAUUGCAUAACUGCAAAAUGAUAUUUUCAGCUAUUAGCCUGGCAGUGUUGUGUGGGGGUUUCCUGGAUGCAGCUCAUGGAUGGCAUCUGCCCAAAUUUGGUCGCUGCCCUCAGCUUCAUGUAAAACAAAAUUUUAAUCUGGAGAAGUACAUGGGUGUAUGGUAUCAGCAAGCCAGUGCUCACACUGAGUUUGAAGGGAAGGGUCGCUGUAUCACAGCUAUUUACACAUACAACAAUGACACAGAAAUCAUCAAUGUCACCAACACCAAGAUUGAACCAUCAAACAAGUUCUUCUCAAUGGAAGGAACUGCAGUUUUACAAGAUCCGGAUAAAAAGGAGGGAAAACUAGAGGUUACAUUUCCAUUACACUUUUUGAACUUCAAGUUCACUGGUCCUUAUUGGAUUCUGGACACAGAUUACGAGUUGUAUGCGGUAGUCUAUGGUUGUAAAGAGUUCUUCUGGUUCUUUCAUGAUUAUAGUAGCGUCUUGUUUAGCAGAAUCCAAGACUUGAGUGCUAAGAAAAAACUUGAAGAAAAGUUUGUUAAUAAAACAAACAAGGUUUUACAAGCACGUGGCAUCAAUUUGAAGGAUUUCUCAGUUUCUAACAAUUUAAAUUGCAAUACAUAAACUCGAGUGAGUAAUUUUCUUAGAAAAUACAUUUUUGUAUUGACACUGGUCUAGAUUGUGUAAAAAUAUAUUGUUUUUUACAUUUUAAUCGU